This is a messenger RNA of Dendrobium catenatum, 1010 nucleotides long. Its product is annotated as nudix hydrolase 15, mitochondrial-like. Gene Ontology annotation, molecular function: coenzyme A diphosphatase activity; acetyl-CoA hydrolase activity. Lineage: Eukaryota; Viridiplantae; Streptophyta; Magnoliopsida; Asparagales; Orchidaceae. Gene Ontology annotation, biological process: coenzyme A catabolic process. The transcript is spliced from 4 exons. The record is from RefSeq and is a predicted model, not a curated record. Bases 181 to 1005 code for a protein of 274 amino acids.
CUUAAUAAAAGUUCCUCUUUCGCUGUCGGUUUCUCUCUUUUGCUUGCGGUUCUUCAUCUGCGACGGUUUCUCUCUUUCGCUGGCGGUUUCUUCAUCUGCGAGGAUCGAUAGCAUAGUUCCCUAAUUUUAGGGGAGUAUAUUAUUUAUCGUUUAACACUGCUCCAGUCCCCUGAUUAGCAAAUGAUGGCUGCGCCAACCAAUCCCAGCCACCUUCUCUGUGCUCUGAUCAACCAGCUCCGCCAACACAAGCCCGAAUCCAGCCAAAUAACUGACGAAGCGGCCACCGAUGGUGAAGCUGCGGUUUCGGUAUCGGAGGGUAGCGGCCGCGACUUUGAUGAUCGAGGCAAAGUUUUCUCCUCAAUAGGUUUCUCCGAGUCCGCCUCGCCUUCGAGGGUCCUCUCUCCAGAACGCUUCAAUCCGAAGAGGGCCGCUGUUCUUAUCUGCCUAUUUGAGGGCGAGAACGGAGAACUCAGGGUUAUUCUCACCAAGCGCGCCUCCAAUCUCUCCACGCACUCCGGAGAGGUGGCUUUGCCGGGCGGGAAGGCGGAGGCGGGGGAUGCUGACGACCGUGAAACUGCUACCAGAGAGGCUAAGGAGGAGAUCGGUCUCGAUCCUUCUCUAGUCACGAUCGUGGCGAUUCUGGAACCCUUCCUCUCCCUGCACCUUCUCCGAGUCGUCCCUGUCAUUGGUGUACUAUCUGAUAAAAAAGCAUUCGCACCUAUUCUUAACACUGCUGAAGUGGAGGCUAUAUUUGACGCACCAUUGGAAAUGUUCCUCAAGGAUGAAAAUCAUAGGUCUGAGGAGCGAGAAUGGAUGGGGGAGAAAUAUCUCUUACACUAUUUUGAUCAUGAAAUCAAUAAGAAGAAGUUUCUUAUAUGGGGUUUAACUGCAAGUAUCCUGAUUCAUGCUGCUUCAGUUGUAUUCCAGCAGCGACCAUCCUUCCCUGAAAUGAAGCCAAUCUACAAAUACCCUACCAAUUUUAAGGUGGGAUUUACUAAGACAUAGCUUUU